This is a messenger RNA of Tremella mesenterica DSM 1558, 897 nucleotides long. RefSeq lists its product as uncharacterized. The record is from RefSeq and is a predicted model, not a curated record. NCBI's taxonomy places the organism in Eukaryota, Fungi, Basidiomycota, Tremellomycetes, Tremellales, Tremellaceae. The transcript is spliced from 2 exons. The coding region runs from base 1 to 897 and encodes 298 amino acids.
AUGAGCAGUGUCCCUCCCACGGAUCCAGAUGCACCCCCUUCAGCUGCUUGCCGAGUUCUGAUCACCGGUGCCAACUCUGGUCUCGGUCUCGCCCUCGCCCGCGCCCUUCUCGAUUCUUCAGAGGUCUACCAUGUCAUGCUCGCAUGUCGCUCUCUCGAAAAAGGUCAUCACGCUAUCGCUCAACUCAAUGACGAGUUUCAACAUCGUUUCGCAGACGGUCGCGGCGCUCGAAUCGUUGUCCUAGACGUCAAUGAUGAUGAUAGCCUUCGCCGAGCAUAUCAUCAUGUGCUGAUCAAAGAACAAGGCUUGGACAUUCUUGUGAACAAUGCAGGAGCUCAGUUCGACCACCUUUCCGUCUCCGGACAAAUGUCCAUCCGGGAGUCCUUCACUCAAACCCUUGCCGUUCACGUCUCCUCUCCUCACGUCGUCACCAACACUUUUGCGCCCCUGCUCAUCGAGUCCACACAUCCUUUAAAAGCGGUUCUUUUUGUCUCGUCCCGCAGCGCGUCUCUGGCCAACCACGAAGCCAAGGUCAUGGCUGAGGAUCAAGCUCCUGGACCCGGAUGGCCCAAAUCCGACCAAUACUACAUUCACAAAUCCAAGGACGAUAAUAAUCACGGCCCGGGCUUGAUCAUCCCAGCAUAUCGCACUGCGAAAUGCGCGGAAAGUAUGCUCGUGAGGGAAUGGGCUAGGGUGCUGGAGAAUGACCAUGUGAGGGUGUUCGGCGUCAGUCCAGGAUUACUCGUUACAAACCUCGGCAAGGGAGCAGCAUUUCUCUCUCGGCUCGGUGGAGAAGACGCCAUGGUUGGUGGAGUCUUCUUGAGAGAGGUCAUCGAAGGAUCGAGGGACAAGGAUGUGGGUAAAGUGGUGGGCAGGAAGGGUGUACAGCCGUGGUAG